Morchella sextelata is the source of this 384-nucleotide messenger RNA. RefSeq lists its product as uncharacterized. The transcript has a single exon. Lineage: Eukaryota; Fungi; Ascomycota; Pezizomycetes; Pezizales; Morchellaceae. Bases 1 to 384 code for a protein of 127 amino acids. The record is from RefSeq and is a predicted model, not a curated record.
AUGCUACAACCAUAUUCCGCCCGCGGACAGAUCCUCACUCUGCUCGCUCAAUACAAAAACCUCGGCGAGCAGAGACGCGACACGCUGAAAAGAAUACGUCAAACCCGCACGAUGUACAUGAUCGCUUAUGACCACGUGGGAAAGGAGACCUGGGACGGAGGCUCUUGGAAAACAGACAAGGGCCUACGACUCCUAGCCCAAAACCUCAAACGCCUCACCGACCAGGAGGUCACUUUACGCGAGAGACUCACGGAGCUGGAGCGGGAUGCACUGGGUUGCUUCAUGCUGAUUGCAAAGAUCAUUCCCGAACUUCUUGAGCGCUGCCAGGGUACAAUGGCGGAGAUUCUACAGGGACGUAGGGAAGGUUUUAGCUUUGAAAUUUGA